This is a messenger RNA of Ipomoea nil (Japanese morning glory), 689 nucleotides long. RefSeq names its product receptor like protein 30-like. The transcript has 2 exons. NCBI's taxonomy places the organism in Eukaryota, Viridiplantae, Streptophyta, Magnoliopsida, Solanales, Convolvulaceae. Bases 14 to 595 code for a protein of 193 amino acids. Gene Ontology annotation, molecular function: protein binding. The record is from RefSeq and is a predicted model, not a curated record.
CAAAGGAUAUGAUAUGGUGCUAGUUAAGAUCUUGACAAUAUUUGUGGCUUUGGAUCUAUCAAAUAACAAGUUCCACGGCAAUGUCCCGGAAGAGAUUGGGGAACUAAAAUCACUGGUUGUGCUCAACCUGUCACAAAAUGUCUUCGAUGGGCGAAUUCCAAUAUCAUUGGGAGAGUUAUCUCAGCUUGAAUCUUUAGACUUCUCAAACAAUAAAUUUUCAGGGACGAUUCCUCCACAACUCACCAGUCUAACAUUCUUGGAAGUAUUGAACUUGUCUUACAACCAACUAGGUGGCCACAUUCCUUUGGGGAACCAAUUCAAUACUUUCACGAAUAGUUCCUACAUAGGAAAUGCAGGACUGUGUGGAACCCCACUCUCAAGAAAAUGCAGUGGAGAUGAUGAUGUACCGGUAGCACAUGAUGAAAACUUGGAAGGUGAAGAAGCCAUGUUUGAUUGGAAGUUUGCAGUUGCAGGAUGUGGGUUUGGGUUAGUUGUUGGGUUAACAAUCGGGUUUACAUUCUUGGCUGAUUGGAUUAUUAAAUGGGUCAUAAAGCAGCAGCAGAAGAAGAGGCAGGCAAGAAGAAAGUGCAAUUAACAAUCCUAAAAGUGAAAAGAUAGCUUUUGUUUUGUGUUUACAUUCCCCAAGCCAAGGUUGUCUCAUGUUGUUAUGUGCUUGGUAAUUGGUAUAU